Theileria annulata is the source of this 1593-nucleotide messenger RNA. RefSeq lists its product as uncharacterized. The record is from RefSeq and is a predicted model, not a curated record. NCBI's taxonomy places the organism in Eukaryota, Apicomplexa, Aconoidasida, Piroplasmida, Theileriidae. Bases 1 to 1593 code for a protein of 530 amino acids. The transcript has a single exon.
AUGUCUGGUGAUCAGAAGUAUAAGGAAGAAGAGGAAGGACCUCUACAGAUAGUGGCUUAUAUGUUUGCUGGACUUGCCAUGAUGCUUAAUAUUAGGCUCUCGUAUAGUGCUGCACCAUUUGCCCUGUUGAGGUUUAAGUUACCUGAGAAUCUCUUCAGUGUCUUCGUCAGGACCACUUCAAGCUCAUUAGAGCUUUGGUGUUUGUUUACUAUGCUAUUGGUCAAUAUUAUUGACACUGGUUCAAAACUAUUAUUCAAACACGGAGUAAUCAAGCCACCUGCAGGAACCGCUGAUGGAGUACCCAACGACACCGACAAUAAUAAGUCCAAGUCCCUGAAGUUAUUGACUAUCAUCUAUCCUUCCAUAGUUACUAUGUGGACGUACUCAUACGAAAUUCUGAAACAUGGCGAACACAAUGAUAGGAUAUUGAGAUUCGGCACUAGCCAAGCUUGGGAUGCCUACGACACUAUUCGUAAUACUAGUGUUACCUUUAAUGCCAAUCUCAAUGCUGGUAGUGGUGGUACUGGAUUUGAGUCUAAUGGUUCUAUAACUAUCACUGUAACUAAGGGUGGUGAUAAGUUUACAGAACUCGGCAAUGCUAGUCCUAAUGUCGAAAUCAAGCUCUCUACAGCUGGAAGUUCUAUCAAGAAGUGUGAUAAAGAUGGUGGUCAACCUCAAGAUUUCACCAAUGGCACUGUUAGUACACUUGAUAAGGAUACCAAGCUAUACAUUCAAGCCACUGGUUCCAUCUCUAAACCUAGUGGUGCUGGAGAAGUUACCAUUAAAGCUAUUCUAACUGUAACAUCCUCCGGUCAGAGUCUUGGCAACACUGGACUCAGUUUACGUGGAGACCCUUCUAAGGAUCCUAGCAGUGAUGGUCUCACUGGAACCAUAACACCAACGGGUAAUAGCAAAGUCACAAUCCAGGAUGGUGGUAAUAUCGAUUUGACAAAUGAUGCUCUGAAAGCUCUUAAGUUACUCACUAAGAAUGCUGUUACUCUCACAAAAGAUAGUUUUGCGUCUAAGGCUACAAUCAAAGUAACAGGCUAUGACUUCAAAUCACUCACUGUCCCUACUAGUCAAAAUCUUCAAAUCUACAUCUCCGGUGGUACUAUCAAAAUGUAUAAUGAGAAAGGUCAACUCGAAGAACUCAAAACCAAUACUGGGCUCAAGGCUGGUACUAAGCUGUCCCUUAAUGCCACUGGUCAAAUCACUGAACCUCCCGCUAAUAAUGCUCAUGUUAAUCUUGCAGGUACCAUUGUGGUCACCAAUAAAGAACAACAACAAAUGGGCUCCAGUCUCACCUUCAAUGUAGGUCCAAAUCGUUCUGGUGUCACUGGAACCCUAACACUCAAGGAUGAAACUGGUCCUCCUAAACAUGUCAAAAUCACUAGUAGUAAUCUCACAAUCUCUAAAGAAGCCUACACCACUAUCCAGAUGGCUUCUGAUACCACUUCUAGUUCAUUUACCAUUGGUUCUGUUACUAAUAUUAAGUACCCUAAUACUAAUCCUAAUACUACUAUUCCUAAUAUUACUACAGUAAUACUAGAAACCGUUACAAAAGAAAAUACUCCUACCAACCGAACCCCUUAA